This is a messenger RNA of Cygnus atratus (black swan), 3556 nucleotides long. It is a transcript of the gene RASAL3, whose product is annotated as RAS protein activator like 3. Gene Ontology annotation, biological process: regulation of GTPase activity. NCBI's taxonomy places the organism in Eukaryota, Metazoa, Chordata, Aves, Anseriformes, Anatidae. The record is from RefSeq and is a predicted model, not a curated record. The transcript is spliced from 19 exons. Bases 60 to 3455 code for a protein of 1131 amino acids.
GCCCGGGUGCCGAGGAGGCAGCAAGCGGCCGAGGUACGGCGCGGCUGGGGGGUCCACAGAUGGAGGUAGAGAAACCCCCAGUGGCAGCCGAGACGCCGACGCUGCUGAAGACCUACAAAUGGCGAACGGCAGCACCCCUGGGUGACCGGGAACCUGAGCGGGGCACGGGGUCCCCAGGCAGCCGGCGCUGGACCCGGCUGCAGGGCUGGAAGCGUUCCUACAGCCAACCCGAAUCUGACGGCCCCGAUGAUGGAGCUGGAAAGGGAGCACCCAAAGCCAGCACCCGCCGGUCCCUCUUCCAGCGGGCUUUCUCGGCCCCCUCCAAGGUGGCCAAGGAGCCACGGAGCCCCGAAGGUGGCAAGGCCACCCUGCAGAAGUAUUUGCGCUCCAUGUCCAAGAGAAAGGGCCAUGGGGAGAGCGGUGCCAGGGCUGAGCGGGCGCACCGCAUUGUGCUGCCAACCCCAGAGAGCACCCACGGCACACCAACAAUCCCGCUGGCUCCGGCACUCGAUGUGCCAGUGUGGGACGUCUCCAACUUCUCACUGGUGGAUGGACAGCUGAUCCACGUGGGCAGGGAUGAGGAGGCUUCGUGGAGGAGCAGGAACCGGACCGGGAGCUCCAUCUCCGAGAGCACCAGCCUGCACCCAGGGGGUGGCAGGAGGGACACCGAUCCGGCCGCGGAGGAGAGAAACACACGGGCAGCAGGGAAAGGCACUGACAGCGAUGCUUCGGCCACCUCCCAGUUCAGCAAUGUCAAGGGCCUGCUGUGGAAGCGGCUCCGGGAUCGGAAAGGGCGCGCAGUGCCCAAAACCGAGAUGAUGGCAGUGGCUGAUGGCGAGAGAACCCCGAGCCAGAGUGGUUCGCACGAGUCCCUGCUGCCACCACCGAGUGCUGCCGAGCUGGACCUCACCGGGGACAAUGUCAUCAUCCGGCCUGUGCAUGGCAGCAUCGUGGGCGAGAAGUUCUGCUUCCAGAUCAUCACUGGUGAGGGCAGCCGGUCCUUUGGCUGCACUUCCUUGGCCGAGCGUGACCGCUGGAUCGAGAACCUGCGCCGGACCGUGCAGCCCAACAAGGACAACUGCGAGCGGCUGGAGCUGGCGCUGAGCCUGUGGGUGUACGAGGCGCGGGACCUGCCACCCCGGCGCCGCCUCCGCUGCCACCUCCACCUGGAUGGUGUGCUCUUCGCCCGCACCACCGCUAAGGUGGCCGGUCCCGAUGGCGAGCUCUUCUGGGGCGAGCUCUUCCAGCUGGCCGCCCUGCCGCCCGCCCGCGCCCUCACCCUCGCCCUCUGCCGCGAUGACCAGGGCCACCCCUGCCAGACGGUGGCAUCUGUCACCGUCCCCUUGGCAGAGCUGGCAGCUGCCCGGCAGCCCCUGGAGCGCUGGUACCCACUGAGCGGCCAUAGCAGCGGUGAACGGGCGCCAUCGGUGCGGGUACGUGGGCGGUACCGGGAGGUGCGGGUGCUGCCCAUCGUACGCUACAAGGAGUUGGCCGAAUUCAUCACCUUCCACUACCGGGAGCUGUGUGCCCACCUGGAGCCCACCAUUGCCGUGAGGCACAAGGAAGAGCUGGCCGGCGCCUUGGUCCAUGUCUUGCAGAGCACCGGGAAAGCCAAGGUAGAGCAAGUGAUGACCGAGGUGUGGUGGACGUGGAUGGGAAAUGCAGUUCGAGGGGAUUUCAGGAGAUCCAGGCACUGCCCGGGCUGGGGUUGCCAAGUCACGUUGGGCCCAUGGGUUGAACCCCUUGACAUGGCCACCCCACAGGCGUUCCUCGUUGACCUUGGCGUGGCUGAGCUGGACCGCUUUGAUGACCGGGAGGCGCUGAUCUUCCGUGAGAACACGCUGGCCACCAAGGCCAUUGAUGAAUACAUGAAACUCGUGGGGGGCAAGUACCUCCAGGACACGCUGGGUGAGGCCUUGGCCCAACUCUGCACCUCGGACGAUAGCUGUGAGGUCGAUCCCAGCAAAUGCGCUGGCCCCGACCUCUCCGACAACCAGAACAACCUGCGGCAGGUCUGUGAGGAGACCUUCCAGCGCAUCGCCACGUCCUGCGAAGCCUUCCCAGCAGAGCUGGGCGAGAUCUUCGCAGCAUGGCAGGAGGAGUGUGCAGCGCGGGGCAAGGUGGCCAUCGGGCAGCGUCUGGUCUCGGCCUCCCUCUUCCUACGGUUCCUCUGCCCCGCCAUCAUGUCCCCCAGUCUCUUUGGCCUCGUCCAGGAGUACCCGAGUGAGGCCACCGCCCGCACCCUCACCCUUGUGGCCAAGGUCAUCCAGAACCUGGCCAACUUCACCACGUUUGGCGAGAAGGAGGCCUACAUGGGCUUCAUGAACGAGUUCCUGGAGCACAACUGGAGCACCAUGACGGCCUUCCUGCAGAGUGUGGCCAACCCUGAGAGCAGCGUCCACAUGGCCACCUAUGAUGGCUAUGUGGACCUGGCCCUGGAGCUUGCCACCCUCCACCUCCUGCUCUGUGACAUCUUCUCCAGCCUGGACCAGGCCACACAGGAGGAGCUGGAGCCCCUGCCCACCAUCCUCAAUGCCAUCAGGGAGGGCACCCCUGUCCCCGUCUCCGUCCGGCUCAGCUCCACCACGGAGCGAAGCCUGGCAGAGAGCCACAAGCCGGGCUUCGUACCGCCGCGGGACCUGAGCAAGCACAGCCCCCUCAUCAAGAGCCAGUCGCUCAUCAGCAUCCGCCGCGUCCGCAGCCGCGAGGACGGGACUGAAGUGGAGCCAGCACGGGCGCCAUCCCCGCGUCCCAGCCGGGAGCGGAGGAACGUGCAGCGCACCCAGAGCGUGCCGGCACAGAACAAAGCUGGCCGCCGCGUGCGCAAGCAGAGCAGUGCCGAGCACGUGGCAGAGCCGCAAGGCGAGGACACCCCAGGGUCCUCUGGCCCUCGCGAUGCCACGGGACGCUCAAAGCUGCGCUCGUCAGUGUCACUGCCACGUAAAUCCACGGUGCCGUGGCAGCGCUAUGCUGAGGAGGCGGCGGCGGCCCAGGGCGAGCUCUACGCCAUCUGUCCCCUGGAAAAGCACGGGCGGCUGAUCGAGGCACUGGGGAAGGAGGUGGCGGAGAGCCGGGAGAAGCUGCGGCUGGCAGAGGUGCGGGCAGGCGAGCUGGAGGCUCAGCACCGCGGGCUGCGGCACGAGCAGGGCCAGCACCGCGAGCAGCUCGAGCGGCUCCACCAGCAGCUGGAGGAGGCCAACGCGCGCUUGGCCAACCUGGGCGCCAGAUUGACAGCGGCUGAAGGCACGCGGAAGAAGGACCUGGAGAGGCUGAAGGCCAGCGAGGAGAAGGGCAGAGCGCUGGAGAGCCGGCUGUUGGCGCUGGAGCGGGAGAAUGCCGAGCUGCGGGGUGCCAUCGCCCAGGUCCUGGGCCACCCGGGCAGGACGGGAUGCCGGCCCCCAGGGACACAGAGCUGGGACGAAGGCGGUGAAGACGCCCAGGCCACCAGCGUGUAAAUGGCGCCUGGGGCCACUGUUUGCAAAGGCUGUUUGACCCUGAUCUCAGCGGGUUUCCUGUCCCCAGAGAAUAAACAGCGUUGGCAUUGCCGUGACAAGGC